Molecule: messenger RNA, 2215 nt
Organism: Exophiala viscosa
Lineage: Eukaryota; Fungi; Ascomycota; Eurotiomycetes; Chaetothyriales; Herpotrichiellaceae
Product: aspartic-type endopeptidase
Exons: 1
Coding region: 389-1837 (482 amino acids)
Biological process (GO): fungal-type cell wall organization; proteolysis
Cellular component (GO): fungal-type cell wall; extracellular region
Molecular function (GO): aspartic-type endopeptidase activity
Source: RefSeq, a predicted model, not a curated record
UGCCACUACAGACUCCAUCCAUCCAUUCACUGCCAUUGCGCCUGAAAAAGAGCGAACGGGCAUAAACCAUGAUGAUGCUGCUGCUGCUGACCAUCGUUACUUCCAUCACCAUUACGACUACUAUUACCACUGCCACCCAGCAAUAGGCCCAAGUUGGUUUCUUUCCUUUUACUUACACCUCACCUCAUUGCUUGCGUUUCGUCGUGCAUUAACAAACACUUCGUCUUCCUCUCUUACUACCACACCCUUCGUUUGCUGCAUACAUAUUUGCGCUACAUCACCUCCGCAUCAUUUAGACCUCGCAACCUCAGAAGCCGUUCUCCUCCUCUCAUUGCAGCCUAUUGGUUCUCACAAACGCACGGCCCUUGCUGCUGCAAGCACUUUCAGCAUGAAAUACUCCUCAACAGUGGUGGCACUGGCCGCCGUAACAGCACCUCUUGCGUCGGCCCUCGCUCUCGCCACUCGCACUUCCUCCCCCAGAGUCCUCAGCCUACCUAUUCAGAGACGGAAUAACCCAGAUGUACUUGCAAAUCACCGGGCAAGGUUACGGAGAAGAUCAGGGACAGUAACAGAGACGUUGGACAAUGAGGAGAGUCUGUACUACGCCAAUCUCACGCUUGGAACACCUGCACAAUCUCUACGAUUGCACAUCGACACAGGCAGUUCCGAUCUCUGGGUGAACACUGCCAACUCCACCUUUUGCGAGGAAUCGAGCGACCCUUGCGAAGGCGGCACUUACAGCACUUCCAGCUCGUCAACCUACAAAUACGUCAACAGUGAGUUCAACAUCUCGUAUGUCGACGGCACUAGCGCAGUCGGCGACUACGUCACAGACACCCUGACCUUUGGAGGCGAAACACUGGAAGACUUUCAAUUUGGCAUUGGCGAAUCAUCUACCUCAUCUCAGGGUGUAUUGGGCAUUGGCUACGCUUCCGAGGAAGUUGCAGUCAAUCGAGCCGGGCUUGAUCCCUACCCUAAUCUGCCAGUUGCAUUGGUCGACGCUGGACUCAUAGCCUCCAAUGCCUACAGUCUAUGGCUGAAUGAUCUGGACUCGUCUGAGGGGAAGAUCUUGUUUGGUGGCGUUGAUACUGCCAAAUACUCGGGCGACUUAGCUACCGUACCCAUCGUUGAGAUAUACGGCGGCUAUUACGAACUCCUCAUUGCCUUGACAGGCCUGGCUAUCCCGGAUCAAAACCUGUCCUCGUCCAGCUCUUUGCCUGCAGCCGUUCUGCUCGACUCUGGCUCAACUCUCACUUAUCUUCCCACCGACAUCACCGAGACUAUCUUCGACAAGCUCGACGCGGUUUACGAGUCGGAUCUAGGUGCUGCGUACGUCGAAUGCAGCAAGAACUCCGAUAAUUUGACCAUCGAUUUUGACUUUUCCGGCAAGACAAUCUCGGUUCCCUACGACGAGCUCUUCCUUGACGCCGGCACCAACUCACAAGGUCAGCCUUUGACCUUCUCAAACGGAGAAACAGCCUGCUUGUUUGGAAUUGCGCCGGCAGAUGAUAGUACUGCGGUUCUGGGCGAUACAUUCCUGCGAUCUGCGUAUGUCGUCUACGACCUUGCCAAUAACGCAAUCUCACUUGCUCAAACUGUCUUCAACUCGACCUCCAGUGACAUUCAGGAGAUUACCAAGGGUACAGAUGGUGUUCCUGGUGCCACUGCCGUGUCCAACCCGGUCACAACGGUCGCAGCGGGUAGCGACGGUGCUAGACUAGGUGGCACCACCGCUACCGUCACAGGCUCGAUAAGCGCUGCAUCUAUGGCCAACAUACCUCCUGUGUCACUGCUCGGUGCUAUCGUCGCCAUCGCAGUUGCCGUGCUGGCCGGCUAGAUUGCAAACAGAAAAAGUUCAACACCUGGAUGGUACUCCUAAUUGUACAUGGCUCUCUUCAGGACAAAUGGGUUAUUAGAGUGUUGGGAACGACUCGACGACAUGAACGACUUCGUAUGCAGCCAGCAGCUCUGGCUCGAUGAUAGACUGGACUGGGUCUUUGCAGCACUUUCCACAGCAUGGCAUACUUGCAUUGGGAUAGCGACAGCGGGUGUGGAAUUCGAGCAUUGCGCGGUGUUGUCAGGUGUUGGCACCACAGCUUCAUUGUUACAAGCGUAGCAGCGUUCAGGAUCGCGCGCAUAUUAGACUUAUUAAUUGGCCUCCUUUUCCACAGAGAAAAGUCAAGGAUCAAUAAUGAAAAUUAAUUAUCUUUCGACG